Molecule: messenger RNA, 2301 nt
Organism: Harmonia axyridis
Lineage: Eukaryota; Metazoa; Arthropoda; Insecta; Coleoptera; Coccinellidae
Product: zinc finger protein 260-like
Exons: 9
Coding region: 147-2144 (665 amino acids)
Cellular component (GO): nucleus
Molecular function (GO): zinc ion binding
Source: RefSeq, a predicted model, not a curated record
AUUUUUGCUCUGACAUGACAAGCCAAUGACGCAAACUCUACCUGUCGAAAGAUGUUUCUAACAUAACAACCUAAAACAGAAACUGUAUUUAUACAAAUUUUGAAUUAAAAGUUUCAAACAAUUAAAUAAUAUUUUUAUCUAUCGAAAUGGGAAGCACUUCGAAAGAUCUUGAGAAGCUUUGUAGGGCCUGCUUGAGUGAUACAAACGAAAUGGUAGCCCUGGAUUCCUCUAGUGUUCAUGAAUGUAUAAGCAUUCUAGAAAUGUUUAAGCAUAUUACAAAUCUAGAGGAUAUGGAACUAUGGAAGGGUUUAUAUCCAUCAUAUAUUUGUACAGUUUGCAGUAAAAAUGUUGUUGAUUCUUAUAAUUUCAAAAAAACUUGUCUAGAGUCAAAUCAACUGAUUGAGGACAGACUUCGGCGAAUGACAGAUAAUCUUUCUGGAAAAAACACUGUUGAGGAAGAAAUCAAGCAAUUUAAAAAUGAUAAUGAAGAAAUAGAAAGUUCUGAUGGAGAAGCUAAAAUUGAUUUACCAACAAAUGAUACAGAUAACGAUGAUACUAGCAGCAGUAGUGAUUCAGACUUUCAAAUUAAAGUUGAGAAAAAAAAAAUAAGAAAAACCUGUGCCAAGAAAGGAACUAAAGAUAAGAAAAAAGUCAAAUCAGAAAAGUUUGACACUAAACUAGUUUUAGAAGAGAUUGCAGAAUUCAGAGAGAAUCAUAGGCAUAAAUAUCAAAAAACUUGCAUGUUUUGUCAACUUGAAACCGUUUCUUAUAUUGCUUUAGCCACCCACAUAGCUAACUUUCAUAAGGAAUAUAAAGGAAAGUGGUGCUUUAUGUGCAGUCAAGUAGUUGAAGAUUUAGAAGAGCAUAAGAAAGUUCAUGCCGAUAUGGAAAAUGUUGUUUGUAAAUUUUGUUCAAGAACCUCGAAACCAACAGGUUAUGUCAGUCAUUUGAAAACACAUUUAGCAUCUAAGCCCUUUCAAUGUACAUACUGUCAAAGAGGUUUCAUGAGAAUGGACAGCCUUCAGACUCACCUGAGAGCUCAUGCUGAUGAAAAACCUUACUUAGAUGAGAGACCUCACAAAUGUGUAAACUGUGGUGCUGCUUUUGCAGAUUCAAAAACUCUAAGUUGGCAUGCUGCAAAACAUGGAUCUUUUAAGUGUGAUAAUUGUUCUAUGAGAUUCAAGUAUAAAAAAAGAUUACAUGAACAUGAGUGUAAAAAUAAUAAAGAAGGUUCAGAUGUUAUUAAUGGAAAUAGGAUAAAAUCAGAACAGAUGGAAUUUAAUCAGGAUAUUAUGCAAGAUUUAGAUGGCUUCAUACCUGAAGAUGAAAAAGUAUCCUUGCCUAACUUUUGUCAUCCCUGCAACAGAAAGGUGAAAGAUUUACUUAUACAUUCUCAUCUUUAUCAUUCAAACACUUCUGAGAAUCCAAAUGAAUUUCAGUGUUUUGUUUGUAAGAAAACUUACGAUACAAAGUCUAAAUUAAGAAAUCAUUUUCGAACUCAUGAAGAAAAAUUAUAUAGUUGCAAACAGUGUGACAAAAAAUUCAAAUCUCCUUCUCAGAUGAGGCUACAUGAACAAAUCCACUCCACAGAUAGACCAUUUGUAUGUAGUGUUUGUGGAAAGACUUUUGGUAGAGCGAGUACAUUGAAAACUCACAUGAUUGGACACACAGAAAAACCUGAAGUCUGUGAGUUGUGUGGAAAACGAUUUUGUAGACCUGCUGAAUUGAAACUCCAUAUGACUAAACAUGCUGGUAUAAAGCCAUAUCUUUGCCCAGAAUGUGGCAAAUCUUUCUCGCAGAAGAGUCAUUUAACUGAACAUUCAAAGAGCCACAGUGAUGAAAGACCCCAUCAAUGUCCCUACUGUGAGAAAGCCUUCAAGUCUAAAAGUAUUCUAACAGGACACAUCAAAAUCCACAAAGGUGAAAAAGCAUUCAAAUGUAUGGAAUGUGGUUAUGGUGCUUACACUCAGUUUAGGUUAACACAGCAUAUUUUGAGACAGCAUGAAAAGUCAAAUGGAAGUGUAGAUAUGCAUGGGAACACCCAUGUCUGUGUUAUUUGUAAACUAUCUUUCCCCAAAAUAUAUAAAUUGAACGUUCAUAUGGCAUCUGCUCAUAAAGUUGUAUUCAAGACAGAGAUGAAGUAGGUACUUAUAUUAAUAGAUUUGUUAUUUUUAGUUUUAUUUAUUUAAGGAAUCAUUUUAUUCUAUUUUAAAUUUCCAUCAUAUUUUUUGUAUUUAAUUUUUUGCUAUUAUGAUAGCUUUGUUAGGCAAUAUUACUUUAAUAAUAAAACAUUUCAGAAAU